GUGUGUGUGUGUGUGUGUGGGGGGUGUUGCCUGUGACUGGAUGGCUGUGAGUUGGCUGCUGCGCUGUGUGGAUGGAGGGUUCCCCCUGACGUUACAGUGCAGUUGGCGGCUCCUCUCCAACAGAGAAAGAGAGUAGAGUGAGUGGAGGGGGAGAGAGAGAGAAGAGAGAAGAGAGUGUGUGAGAGAGAGAGAGAGAGAGAGAGAGAGAGAUCCCUGGGAACUUUCGGCUUGGACUGGACCUGGAAAGGAGAGAGAGAGAGAGAGAGAGAGAGAAAGAGAAGAAGAAAAAGAAGAAGAAGAAAGCAAGAAAAAAACACCAGGAGGUGGUGCAAUUUCAGAAAGACAAAACACAUCCCAUCUGAGGAUCGCUUGAAGCAGAUGGACUACUGUCACUGAGUUGCAGCUUCUAUGUGGCUUAUAGUACAUCUGUGACGUGAUUCCCCAUCGACUGUGGUUUGACAUUUUCAUCCUUAAUGCUCCGGCUUGCAACAAGUGGUCAACAAAAUCGGUUGAAGAUGUAGUUUUCGAUUACACAACUGCUGUGUACUAUCACUUUACCACUCCGAACCAGAUGAUGAGGUAAAAUGCAUUCAGGGACUGAUCACACAAGCAACAGAUUUGCUUCAUCCAUCUUUGAUACUAGAGCCUCCUUAAAGAAGCCUCCUUUGUUAUUUUACGAGGCUGACCAGCAACCAAUGAACCUACUUGCAACACUGGAGGUGAAAGGGGAACGUCAGUUUAGAUGGAGUGGACACAUUUUUGCUUGGAGGGCAAAACUGGGCACCCUCUUCCUGGGUGUAAUAAUCCUGUCCUUAGUAAUGGCGUCUUACAUCUUGACUAGAGACCAACAGAAAUUGCUGCUGACUCCAUCCCCAUUCCAGCACAGCAUAGUAAUGAAUAGCCAAGGAUUUCCAGGCUUAGUCUCUGCAGACAUUAAGAGUGAAACCAAUCGACUUGCCUCAUUAUUUAAUCAUUUAGAAAGAACUGCUUAUUCCAAAUCUGAACUUCUCAUUGAAACAAAAGAUUCCAAACUCAAGCUUAUGCCAAGAAGACUGCCAAAGACCGAUGAUCUUAUUAAACAAGAGGCACAUAUGUUCUCUAUCAUUCCAAAGACAUUUCUUCAAAAUGUCAAGAACCCUUGUUGGUAUGGAAAAUACACAGGAACCGCAUCCAUGGAUCCUUACAAGAAUAAUGCAUACUUUAAACACACGAGGCAUUUCCAAACUGUAUUUGACUACUUAAGGAAGAUAAUUUGGAAACACUUGCAACACCGUGGUGAUCAGCACUAUCGCCUGCGCUGCCUUCCCUAUUUCUACAUUAUAGGGCAGCCAAAAUGUGGGACCACAGAUCUCUACAAUAGACUCAGGUUGCACCCAGAUAUUAGCUUUUCCAUUGUCAAAGAGCCUCACUGGUGGACAAGAAAAAGGUUUGGCAUUAUUCAGCCGUUGAAUGGGUACCAUGAUCGAUAUCAAAUAGAAGAUUAUCUGGAUCUGUUUGAUCUGGCAUCACAUCAGAUUCAGAAUCACAUAGCCAACUCAACUGUUGAAGAGCAAAUCAACAGCAGCAUGGUCAUUGGUGAGGCCAGCGCUUCCACAAUGUGGGAUAAUAACGCUUGGCGGAAUUUCUAUGCUCCAACUGCUGAUGGUGAACCUCCAUUUUUAAUUCAGGAUUUCCUUCAUGCUGUUUAUCCAGGUGCUAAGCUUAUCGUUAUGCUAAGAGACCCCGUUGAGAGGCUGUAUUCUGAUUACUUAUAUUUCAUAAGUGGGAACAAGUCUGUGGAGGACUUUCAUGACAAGGUAACUGAAUCGCUGGAAAUAUUUGACAAUUGCUUGAUACACACUUCCCUCAGAACCUGCAUCUAUAACUGCACUGUGAACUCAGCCUUGCCCGUAAGAUUGCAAAUUGGCCUGUACGUGGUUUUCUUGUGGGACUGGUUCUCUGUUUUUAACCGGGACCAAUUUCUCAUUCUUCGACUAGAGGAGCAUGCAGCUGAUCUGAAGCACAGUAUGCACAAAGUCUUCGACUUUUUGAACUUGGGAAGCUUGUCAGAGCAAGAAGAGGCAGGCAUCAUAAACAAGCCAGCGUCAAACACCAGGCGCCCCAAAGACAAAAGCCUUGGACCUAUGUUGCCAGAAACCAGGAUGAUAUUGGAGGAAUUCUACGGGCCGUUUAAUGAAAAACUGGCUUUGCUACUCGACGAUAAUUCUUUCUUAUGGAAAAAGUAAACGCAGAAUAAAAUCCCCAAAUGUAACAUAUCAGAUGUUUAUUAAGUACCUUCCCGACCGUGUUGGCAUAUUAAACGAUACUGUAAUAAUCCAGUUUCAGAAAUUUAUUUUAAGUUUAUUUUUGAAAAUUGUAACCCGAGGACCUGUGCUAAAUUCUGCAAAAAAAAGUCAUCUUUGAAAUGUAGCCUCAAAUUAUUCCCUGGUGAUGGAGGAAAUGACUUAUGUAUAAGUUCUUUGUAUCUGACUCUGUGAAUAUCAUGAUGGGACACUCAACAUUCCUUAGUUUGUGGUGUAAAUAAGAAAUAAUUCCCUUGUGGUGGAGUUUUAAAUAUUUUGUAACCAAUUAUUAAAUAUUUUAUAGGAUUCUUUUGUUAUGUAUUCGGUGAAAAUGAAAUCAGACUUUCUUUCUAUUGUUGGCUAAACAUACGACCCUAUAAUGGUAAGAACUUUCAAGAAUAAUACCUCCUUAAAUACUCCAAUAGCUCGUCUACUCUAAUAACCGUGGUUAGAAUCAGGAUUCACAAUGGUUGCAAGAGUUAUUCUCUUUUAAUUUAUUUUUUUCGCUCCUUUUCCAUGUUGCUAUUCAAACUGCCGCUAAGUUUCUGAAGGAAUUCUUGUGUUCUGAACCCUCAUUUUUAACCAGUCCAGAUAAGUUGUCAAUGUUUUUCCUUUUUAAUUCUUUGUAUGUCUUCCUGACAAGUAAGCAAGUUGUCUGUCCUAAUUUCCUCAUUCUAGAUACAGUAGGGCGGAGCCCUGUAGCUCAGUGGUUAGAGCACUCGCCUUGCAAAAGAG
Molecule: messenger RNA, 3017 nt
Organism: Callorhinchus milii (elephant shark)
Lineage: Eukaryota; Metazoa; Chordata; Chondrichthyes; Chimaeriformes; Callorhinchidae
Gene: chst15a
Product: carbohydrate (N-acetylgalactosamine 4-sulfate 6-O) sulfotransferase 15
Exons: 8
Coding region: 585-2225 (546 amino acids)
Biological process (GO): hexose biosynthetic process
Molecular function (GO): N-acetylgalactosamine 4-sulfate 6-O-sulfotransferase activity
Source: RefSeq, a predicted model, not a curated record